Pediculus humanus corporis (human body louse) is the source of this 255-nucleotide messenger RNA. Its product is annotated as anaphase-promoting complex subunit, putative. Gene Ontology annotation, cellular component: nucleus; anaphase-promoting complex. The record is from RefSeq and is a predicted model, not a curated record. Gene Ontology annotation, molecular function: zinc ion binding; ubiquitin protein ligase activity; cullin family protein binding. Gene Ontology annotation, biological process: anaphase-promoting complex-dependent catabolic process; positive regulation of mitotic metaphase/anaphase transition; protein ubiquitination. The coding region runs from base 1 to 255 and encodes 84 amino acids. NCBI's taxonomy places the organism in Eukaryota, Metazoa, Arthropoda, Insecta, Psocodea, Pediculidae. The transcript has 2 exons.
AUGAAAAUAAACAUUCGAAAUUGGAAUGGUGUCGCCACAUGGAGAUGGGUUGCAAACGAUGACAACUGUGGUAUUUGUAGAAUGCCCUUUGAUGCAUGUUGUACAGAUUGUAAAUUACCAGGAGAUGAUUGCCCAUUAGUUUGGGGACAAUGCUCACACUGUUUUCACAUUCAUUGUAUUAUGAAAUGGCUUAAUUCACAACAAAUCAAUCAUCAUUGUCCAAUGUGCAGACAAGAGUGGAAAUUUAAAGAAUAA